Molecule: messenger RNA, 1290 nt
Organism: Kuraishia capsulata CBS 1993
Lineage: Eukaryota; Fungi; Ascomycota; Pichiomycetes; Pichiales; Pichiaceae
Exons: 1
Coding region: 1-1290 (429 amino acids)
Biological process (GO): endocytosis; maintenance of cell polarity; piecemeal microautophagy of the nucleus
Cellular component (GO): cytosol; intracellular membrane-bounded organelle; membrane
Molecular function (GO): oxysterol binding
Source: RefSeq, a predicted model, not a curated record
AUGAGCUCAGUCGCUUCUGCGUCCACCUGGACCACUUUUAUUAAGUCCAUUGCCUCCUACAACGGGGACUUGUCGUCGUUGACAGCCCCUCCUUUUAUCGUAUCUCCGGUGUCACAGGUGGAAUAUUCGCAAUACUGGGCCGAACACACAGAUUUACUGCUAGCACCCAACUUUAUCACCGGUGAAGAUGAAGAUGAAGUUGCUCUUGAAAGAAUGGUGGCCGUUGUCAAGUGGUUCAUUUCUACGCUUCGUUCACAGUACUGUACCCGGAACGAGACAAUGGGCGGCGAGAAGAAGCCCCUGAAUCCAUUUUUGGGCGAGAUUUUUGUUGGAAAAUGGGUGGACGAGUCUGAGGACAAACGCCUGGGUGAAACCGUCUUGGUUUCCGAGCAGGUGAGCCACCAUCCUCCCGUUACCGGCUAUGCUGUCAUCAACGACCAGAACAAAACCCUGCUUCAGGGCUACAACAAGGUCACUGCCUACAUGUCGAGCACGGCGCUUAAUGUGAAGCAGUUUGGUCAUGCAAUUCUGGACUUCCAGAAGCUUGAGGAGCAAUACUUGAUCACGCUGCCCCAAUUGCACAUAGAAGGCAUCUUUGCCUUCAGUCCGUUCGUGGAGCUUGACGGCAAGUCGUACAUCCAAUCCUCGACCGGCUAUCUUGCUGUGAUCGAGUAUUCGGGCAGAGGAUACUUUUCUGGAAAGAAGAACUCAUUCAAGGCGCGGAUUUUCCGCGACAAGGCCAGUUCUGGCGACAAGGAGAAUGCCAUCUGCACGAUUUCAGGCCAAUGGUCGGGAGUUUCGGGUAUCUCCGGCGGUCCCAAGCGCCCUUCGGUCAAAGGAGGCGACGACAUAUUCUUUGAUGCCCAUUCCACAGAGCCCCAGCAUCUGGUGGUGAAGCCCAUUCAGGAGCAGCACCAUCUCGAAUCGAGAAGGGCCUGGCAGAGCGUUGCUGCGGCCGUCAAGGAGGGCAACUACGAUUUGAUUGUUCAGGAGAAGUCUAAGCUUGAGAACGAACAGAGGGCUUUGAGACGUGCAGAGGCCGACUCCGGUACGGAAUGGGAUGUUCGUUGGUUCGACAUUGUUGAUCUGGAAGACACAGCUGACCUCGUUGCAUCUGGAAAGCCACAGGACCCUCUGGUGUCUUUGGCGCAAGUGGCUAGUCUUUCCACCAAGAACGUGACUUCUGGAACAGCGAAGGGUGACAAAGACGAUCUGAAAACUGAAGUUGGAAGCAAGCAUUGGAGGUUCAACACCGAGAAGUUUGCUGCUGAGACUGAGGUGAAGGUUUAG